Molecule: messenger RNA, 13787 nt
Organism: Zeugodacus cucurbitae (melon fly)
Lineage: Eukaryota; Metazoa; Arthropoda; Insecta; Diptera; Tephritidae
Gene: Adi1
Product: acireductone dioxygenase
Exons: 5
Coding region: 8859-11891 (1010 amino acids)
Molecular function (GO): acireductone dioxygenase [iron(II)-requiring] activity
Source: RefSeq, a predicted model, not a curated record
GACAACGGCAUUCCUCAUCCAUCGUACAUUACAAAUUCGACGUAUGAUGGAAACAGCACUCGUAGUCCUUUGUGUUAGGAAGUAACAAAAAUCAUGCACCUGGAAAUACAACACAAAAUAUGCUACAAAAACAGAGUUGAUAUUAAUAUUCCUAUGCUUAUAAUAUUGGUGGAUAAUCGCCACAAAUAAUACAUAUUCAAAUUCACAACAAAAGUCAAAAUCGCACAAUGCAACCGGCAAAUAAUAAGGUAAAUAUGGAUAGCGAUAUGCCCACAACACCAACGCCAGCCGUUCGGUCAACUAUCUACGUGACACGCCCCGGGCCCACUCCAGCUUCUCGAAACCCUGCGGCCAUAGCGCCACUAACUGUUGCCCAUGCAUCACGCGGAACCCGACGCCGGUGCCAGCAGAUCCGCAGCGCACCCGAUGCCCACUUUGUCGGCGCCCACACCGGUUGCCACACUGCAGCAUCUUCAAGAAGAUUCUACCGCCGCUACGACAACAGGUCGCCCAGGCACAUGGCCACUGCCUGAAUUGCUUGGUGACUACCCACUCCACGCCGGAGUAUACUUCCAGCUCUGGGUGCCAAAUAUGCAUGCGAACGCAUCACACCCUACUUCAUCGAUAUGGCGGACAAACACCUGCCCCCACGACCGUGGUUCGAACCGUCGCCCGCAGGCGAACCAUGUUGCACGAAGGCAACCACGACAUUUUCGUAGUCGACGCCCAACAUAUGGCACAUUCACGCGCUGCCGUCCUCACAGGUCGCCGUCCCGCCGGUCCACUGGGCUCAGCAAUGUGGUGGCUACUUUACAGCAACUGCAAAGACUACUAGGCUAAUUACUCACCUAGGGUACCCGGGAUGUCUAAAUGAGUCUUAGCUCCCUCAACCAAACACACUACAACACCACAUUUUUACUCCACCACACAACACUGACACGGCGCAUUCACCACACUCCCCACAUCAUCACAACACCACUCAACAUCCACAUCACUAUACCACGCCUACACCACAUAUGAGAACACCACCCCAAAAGGAACAAAAAAGAAGGAGGAGCGAUCGCGCUGAUUGCCUUUUUUGCCUUGUUAGGUCAAGGCAAAAUCGCUUACAGACAGUCUGUCGCCGAGUUUCGUUAAAGACACAUCCUGCCGUCCGUGGUCGCAAUUUAUUCGCAAUACACCUAGAGUUUUUUAUACUUACCCGUUCUAUACUUACCAUUGUCAUAUACUUACCUUUGUUAUAUACUUACCUUUUUUAUACCUUAUCACCCGUGAAAUAAACCGAGUUUGUAAACUUAUAAAACUUUCGGUUAUUAAUCACAAGGUGAGUACGGUGAAAAGAAAUACACCCGCUAUUUUCGGUUAUUUAUAGCAAAAUCCCAAAUGAGAGUUUAAUAACAAUACUAGAUUUAUGCACUUUUUGCGAAGAGUGGUUUCUUUAAAAUAUAAAGUAAAAUUUUAAUUUUUACAACAUAAAUGAUGAUAAUAAUUACCUUUCUGAACCUUGCGGACAAUGUUCUAGUCUUAACAUCAGGCUCUUGCUGUGGUAUUCCCAUUGAACUAACUUCGGUGAAUACAUGUCCUUGUAAAGCAAUACAACAAUGUUAUGAUUCCUUAAUAUAAGGUGAAAAUUAAUCAAAAAUGUCCUCCUAAUUAAACGUACAAGAAGAUUUAAAAUUUUUACGAUUACAAACACUCACUUAAAUUUACCGUCUGAUUUUAAUGUUUUAGCUGCUAAUGGUACAGUCAACUGAGCUGCCGGUAAGUCCAAAAAUAGUGUAUCUACUUUGCCCUCUAGCUCAUUGCCAAAACCCAGUCGCGAUGAUAAACGGUUACAAACGCAACUAAACCAUGUCGUUCAAAUUCUUCACGUGCUUGUUGCACUAGCGCUUCGUGGAAGUCAAAUCUAUGUAGAUGACUAAAUGGUUGCACGUAAAAAAUGUGACAUUCAACCUAAUAUCUGGUGUGCAAUUCUGGAUUUGCUUGCAGCACCUACCGCCAUCCCCUCGAGAGUUCAACGCAGCUACCAUAAGAACACCAAUUAGGUUGCGUACCAUUAACGCGCCGCACGAGGUUUGAAAUAUCAGUAUGGAAAAUUAAUUACAAUUUAAGUCAAGAUAAUAUUAUUCUAUUCUAAAAUUUACAAUCAUAUUUUUCGUUUUACUUAUUUAAAAAUGUUUGUUUCAAUAAUUUAAUCUUUAAUUAGGCUGCAGAUCACUGAUGUAAAGAAAACAAGCAAAAUAAUACUUCACAACCAACCAUGAUAUAGCUCAAAACAAAACUUGUUCAAACACACGAGAACUUCGGUUGCUUCUUUCUCUCAUUCUGGGUGCUGUACGAGAGAAGGGUUGAUUUAAGUGUGUAUACACAUUUUACCUAUUUUUUAACGGGAUGGAAAAUCAUCGAAAGACACUGUUGCCCUUUCAAUAGUAGUGUGGGGCUUUAACCCAAUAGAAACCGUCUCACAUAAAAGCUCUUAGCUGUUGGUAAAAAUUGCUCUGCGGAACUACCAUUAGGUAUUACAUCGCAGGGGCAGCUAAGCCUAUUGGCUUCAACAUCUCAGGGGUUUGUUCUCGGUUUACGGAUAUUUGCUAGUCUUCCCUGCUCGACAAGGAACUUCGCGGUCCAAUAUUUUACGUAAUACCACACUUGCUCUGAUCGCAGCAUGUGUAGAAUUAUAUUUUCGGGCAUUAUUCUCUCCAAAGUUUGUUCUUCCAAACAUUUUCUAUCAGCCUCAUACUUUGGGCAAUAGAAUAAUACGUGUUCAGCAUUUUCUUUGACACUGCCACAAAAUGAGCACAUUUCUCCGUCAUCGGGGCCAUAUUUAUAAAGAUAUUCUCUAAAGCAGCCGUGACCACUUAGGAAUUGCGUCAUGUAGAAGUCUACUUCACCUUGCUUUCUACUAACCCAGGUUUCAACAUUGUUGAUCAACCUUGAUAUUUUUCCUUCUCCCGUAUACUUUCUUGUACUCCAAAGCCAUUAUAUCAGGUGGCAUUAUACCUAAUAAGACUGCUGCGGCUUCAUGAGACACUGUCCGGAAAGCACUGGCAACUCUAAAUGCACUGAGCCGGAAUAGGGAUUUCACCGGUUUCACGUCUUCAGCAUUAAUGCGUUGGGCCAUACUGGUGCUGCAUACAUAACAAUCGAUUUGGUGACUUUGGCCAACAGUAGUCUUCUGAUCUGGCUAGGCCCGCCUAUGUUGGCCAUUAUUCGCGUUAAUGCACGGUUUACUCGCGCUUUUUCACAGACUUUUUCUAUAUGUGUUUUAGAAUUUAAUCUUGCAUCUAUCAUUACGCCAAAAUAUUUUAAACAUGACUGCGUCGUAAUAUUAUAACCGUCAAUGUUCAAUGUGCUGACUUCCGUUUUCUUUCUACUGGUAAUUAACACUGCUACCGUUUUCUGUCCUGCCAAAUGGAGCUUCGCGGUUGUUAAUCGCUCUUUUAUCCCCAGUGCAGCACCACCACUCUCUUCAUAUCUCUUUACACCUUCAUCAGUGUCAUACAACAGUACUCUACCGGACAGAUACCUUCUAAUGAUACGCAAGAGGUAUGAUGGCGUUUUAAGCAUGCAGAAUUUAAUGCAUUUUUAACAUCCAAUGUAACAACUGCACAACAUUUUUUGGAACCAUACAACCCUCAACUGCCCUCAAUUACUUUAUUUGCUAUUUCAUUCAGUUUUCUUAUUGCGUCGUAUUGCAUAUCAGACAGGCCCUCUACUUCCUCAGAAGUUUUUCUAUGCGAUCGCAUAUUAAGCGUUCGAAGAUUUGGCCAAUAGUGUCAAUCAUACAGAGUGGCCUGUACGAACUUUGGUCCCCUGGUGCCUUGUUUGUUUUGAUGGCACUACCCAUCGCUGCUUUUUCCAUAUGUUUGGCAAGUUGUCAACUCUGAGACAUUUAUUGAAACAUUCUGUGAACGAUUCAGUUUUAUGUUGUACGGCAAUUUUCAAGGCCCUAUUUAGUAUGCCAUCCAAGCCAGGUGCUUUUGCAUUUCCAAAACGUUCCGCUGCUUGUACUACCUCGGUAUCAUUGACCGAAUUCUCCCUCUGAGUUCGCAUGUUGUGGAGGAAACAACGUUUCUACUACAUCUUCCAGUAGUACAGGAAAGGUCGGAAUUUGUCAUUUAUAAUAUCUAACUUUAGUCAUUAUUGUUUUGUACGCACCAGCUCAUGGGUUUUCAUCCGCUUUGUCACAGAGCUCCUUGAAGCAUAAUUAUUUACAUUUUUUGAUUGCGGGUUAGAGUUCUGCAUGCAUUUUUUUUAAAUCCACGUAGUCGCUCAUUUUCCUCAGUACCUCUGCUCCUUUGAUAUUGACGUCUGGAUUCGUUGCAGCUUUUUCUCAAAUCUGCUUUCGGUAUUCCACCAGUAUACCAAUUUCCGACGGGGGUUGUCCUUUUUUCUUAUCAUGGCAGCAUCACAAGCUCUGCUAAUAUGAUCUACCAGUAGUUUCGCAUAUCUAUUCGCAUCAUCUGAGGUAUUUAACAAUCAUAAACCUAAACCGCUUUUAUGGCCCCCAUUCUUCUAUCUUUGAAUUUAUCUAUGUUGCCAACAUCCAUAAUUAUGGCUUGGUGGUCACAAUGUGUGUAUAUAUCACAUUUAGCCACUUCGUCUUGCCUGCUAGCGACCUACUUACAUACAUAUGCGAUGUCAAUUAUGGAGCCAUAUCCAUUCUUCUCAAAAGUUUUCUUGGUUCCCGUGAUAAGAAGUACCUCGUCAAGGAUUUUUUAUUUUGUUUUUUAUUAAAAUUGUACCUAGUAUACAAUGAUCAAAUACCAACAACAAUUCAAUUCUAAUAAGUUAAAAAUAAUAAUUAAAAGCUAAAUGUUAGAGGAAUUCAUUUGCUGCUACAGUUGCCUUGCUAAGGCCUCUUACGUUUCAGUCGGUUUUCUCGUUCAGCAGUUCCGAUGAGUCUGGAUGCUUCUUCAUUUACAUGCUGUAUAAGCCUCAUUUUGUGAGUCUUUGCAAGUUUGGUUAUUUCGUUUACUACUGAAUUCACACCAAGAUCACGGUGAAGGUGAGCAGAUCUAACAUACCAUAAGUUAAAAAUAAUAAUUAAAAGCUAAAUGUUAGAGAAAUCUAUUUGCUGUUACAGUUGCCUUGCUAAGUCUGAAGACCUCUUACUUUCAGUCAGUUUUCUCGUUCAGCGGUACCGAUGAGUCUGGAUGCCUCUUCAUUUACAUGCUGUAUAAGCCUCAUUUCAUGAGUCUUUGCAAGUUUGGUUAUUUCGUUUAAUUUCGCAUUAACUAUACUUCUUAGUACAUUAUUUUGGAAGCGCUGAAUGCGGGCAAUACAGUUUCGACUUGAGCAACCCCAUAGUUGAGCUCCAUUGGCUUUAGUACUUGAUUAUACAUAAACAGCUUGCUUGCGAUUGAAAGCGUGGAUCUCCUACCGACCAGAUGGUACAACUUGGCAAAUUUUAAAUCCAGCUCACAUCUUUUUUUCUUGACAUGCUCUUUCCAGCGAAACUUAGCAUCUAGGGUGAUUCCUAGGUACUUAGCAAUAUUGUGAAGUGCUGAACACAAAGACGACGACACGACACGACGUAGCGACGGCUAAUCACAAAUUUCGCUUUGAAUCAAGCGUCUUGAAUAUUUUGAAGACGACAGCGACAUAUCAAACAGCAAUUUCAUUGUUGCCGUACUAAAUCUUUCACUUCAAUAAAAUUUACAUAUUUAGUUUAAAGUGAAAUUAUAUGUGCAAAAAAUGUAAAAAUGGUCGAUUUGUUUGCUUUAAAUAAUCGAUUGUUAUUAUAAAUGAUAUAUCAAAGCUAUUUUACGUUUCUGCUGGCAAAAUAACGUCAUAUUUGUUAUAACUUUUAAUAAUUUUACAUUUAACAUAUUAGUAGCAACUCUACAGCUGCCCAUUAUCGACGUCAAAAUUAGAAACAUUUUUACUUUAGCGACAACGACAACUACAAGCCUGUUGUCGCGUAGUCGUGCUGUUGUCUAAAAAACUGUGCCCAUAAGAACGCGUGUAUUUUAAUAUUUGACAGAUGUCGCUCGUCGCUUGUCGUUUUCUAUGUGUUCAGCACAUGAUGUGGUAUAGGAGUACCAUUUAUAUAAAUGGGAUGGUAUGAUGUUAUUUUAAAGUAAAGUCUACGUGCAUUGAUUUGGAAUCGUUUAAUUUAAUGCGCCACUUGGAAGCCCAUUUAGUAAUUGCAUUGACUGCUGUUUGCACUAGAAGGGUACAUACUGAAGUUGAUUCUCCUGCUGCUAACAGGGCUGUAUCAUCCUCAAAUGUCGCUGUCACAUACCUUGAGUCAGUGGGGAUAUCACUUGUAACAAGCAAGUAAAUCAUUGGCCCCAACACGCUUACAAGUUUGAGUAUGCAUCAUCUUGUUUUAUGCGAAAGUAUUUAUCUUUUAGGUAGGAAGAAAUUAUUUCGCAAUAUUGUUUGGCUAACAUGCAUUUCAAUUUCAGCAGUAGACCCGAAUGCCAAACUCUAUCAAAAGUCUGAGACACGUCUAAGAAGGCCGCCGAACAAACGUUCUUUUUAUCCAUAGCAUUUUCAACGAAAUUAACGAUUCGGUGUACCUGGUCAAUUGUUGAAUGAUGAUCACGAAAGCCGAACUGAUGUACUGGUAUAAGGUGUUUUCGAUUUUUAUUGAUUUGAGACUCUUUAUGAGAACAUUCUCGAACACUUUCGAUAGAGCUGGCAGCAGCGAUAUUGAUCUAUAAGGUGUGAAAUCAUGUAGUGGUUUACUCGGCUUAGGUAUCAUAAUAACUUCAGAUACUUUCCAAAGCGAUGGAACGUAUCUUAAGUAUAAUGCGCUGUUUACAAUGUUUACAAUUUUUUAUACAAUUCUUUGGUAGAUUGCGUAAUAUUUCUCCGGUUAUUAAAUCAAACCUAGGAGCUUUUUUGAGCCUUGUAGGAACUUAAUAAGACUUAUAAUUUCUUUAUUAGUAACUGGAGAAAUGCUGACGAGUGUAUCCAACCAACUUUUUUCAUAGUUUAGCUCAUGUUCAUCGUUAGGUGUAAAUGUGUUUCUCAAAUGAUUUGCAAAUACUGCAGCUUUUUUGCAUUCGUUUUGGCCCAUUCAGUUCAGUUUAAUUUUAUUGGUGCGACAUAUUUUAUUUGUUUAUUAAUAUUCCUUGCAGCUUUCCAGAGCGAAUAUUCGGUAGUUUUAUCAACAGUGAGUUAGGUAUUUCUUUUGAAGGAAUAUUUUUUAAACUGUCUAAUUUUUGUUUUUUAGUUCCGCUGUACAUCUAUUAAGAUCUAUUUUGAGAGCAGCCGACCUUGUUUGCUGCCAUCUUCGUCAAAGUGACCAAUGAUGUAUUUUGGAAAAUUGUUUCCACAUAGAUUCACGCGGAUAUUAGGUGUACUCUUCCACGCAGCAUUUUGAAUUACUUUUGUGAAAGAUUCAACUUCACAAUCUAAGUCAACAUCUGUCGAUAUGCGCUUCAGCUUAAAUUAGUCUUUAUUCAGUAUAGUCUUAAAUUUAUACCAAUCAGUACGUUUAUUAGAUAAAGAAGACGUGCCGGACGAAAUUACUGGUUUUUCACAUUGGAUUAGUAACACUGGUGAAUGAUCAGAGCUUAAAGCUGAGCUAUAUUCAAUACGUAAAUUGAUUUUCGAUACUUUGUUGAUGACAAAAAAGUCAAGAAUAUCUGGUAAUUUCCUACUAUCUGCAGGCCAAUAAGUGGGUCUCCCUGUCGAAAUAACAUUGCAUCCAAUAAUAUAUAUCAUAUUUUUUUUAAUAAACUCGUAUAAGUAUCAGUUUUGAUAUUAUGCCUGGGCGGACUAUAUAGAGCAAUUAAGUAUAAUGACUGACUGUGCAUUUUUACUGAAAUUGCUGUAGCUUGAAUUUCAUCAGUCUUAAUCUUAGCUUCUUCGAAAUGUUUUAUGCGCUUCCUCCUCGUGCUGAGUACGGAGUGUGGUAUAAGUCAUAAUUUUUGAAUUUUAAAAAUGAACCCUGUAAGACGAGUAGAGUUCCCUACAAGACUGAGCUAACUCAUACACCACUACACAUGCAAAUUUUUUCAGCUUUUACCAAUACAUACACGUUGCUAACAUUUUGUAGUUAAGUGGCAAUCUCGGUAGUUAGAGUAGUUAGUUCAUUAACCCUAAUUUUUGUAUGUGUAAGAGAGAGAGAUACAAUGAACCGGGAAAAAUUGACGCCAUGGCCGCUAUUCAUUUGAAAAUAAAAUUUUAAGUGAAUGGAUGUAAGUGCGUUUUAAAUAUUUCUUUUAUUUUAUUAAGUGUUUUUGGAUGUUUAUCGAACUUAUGAAAAUGCCAUUAUUUAUGUUACUUUUGUUAUUUGUUUUUAUAAUUAAAAUAAUUUCAUUGUAGUUAUACGUGUGUGCUCAGCAAAGGAGGAGCAAGGAGGUGACGGUGGAAUUGGUGGAGGUUUUUGGAUUUAGAAUUGGUGCAAUAGAUAACAACAACAACAACGCAGAAAACAAUGGAAAAUAACAUGACAUCGCUUACGCGGUUAUUGCCGAGUCCACAACAGGGCGCCACCUGGUCCUUCCAUCGGAGUUGAGGUCUACCUCUUCCUCGGCUUCCACCAGCGGGUACUGCAUCGAACACUAACAGAGCUGGAGCACUUUCGUCCAUUCGAACAACAUGACCUAGCAAGCGUAGCCACUGUCUUUUUAUUCGAUGAACUAUGUCUAUGGGGGAUGGGGUCAUAUGUAGAAGUUCACGCAAGUGAGGAAAGGUUCUGAUUGCCAUUCACUUGGGAGUGGCCAGGAACGAUUCUUUUGCAUAUCAACUCAAGCAGCUCACGACUUCCGGUUUUAGACCAAGUAUCCCCUGGGUAGCUAACAGACAUCCGUUUGGAGGCGAGCUAAAGUGAGAAGGCGAAGCCCGCUUGUGCGGUUGUGCGUAGGGCUUGGGACCCACCACAUAAAAAAAUCUCCCCAAUGAAAACAAACACCGAGCCUCGGAUGAGAAACCCCCCUCUUGAUGACGACCCCGGCAAACGUACUAAGGAUCAUGAUUUGAGGGCAUGCACCUGGAAUGUCCGGACUCUUAAUUGGGAAGGUGCCUCUGCCCAGCUGGUUGAUGUCCUCAUACAACUAAAGGCUGACAUCACCGCCGUCCAAGAAGUGCGAUGGACGGGACAAGGACGGAAGAAGGUGGGUCCCUGUGACAUCUACUACAGCGGCCAUAUAAAGGAGCGCAAAUUCGGUGUUGGAUUUGUGGUGGGAGAGAGACUACGUCGCCGAGUCCUGGCAUUCACCCCGGUGGAUGAACGUCUUUCCACAAUCCGCAUCAAAGCGAGGUUCUUCAACAUAUUGCUGAUUUGCGCCCACGCCCCAACGGAAGAGAAGGACGAUGUGACCAAAGAUGCUUUCUAUGAGCGCCUAGAACGCACCUAUGAGCGCUGCCCCCGCCACGAUGUCAAAAUCGUGCUUGGCGAUUUUAACGCCAGGGUAGGUAAAGAAGGUGUCUUUGGCACAACAGUCGGAAAAUUCAGCCUCCAUGACGAAACAUCGCCAAACGGCCUGAGGCUGAUCGACUUCGCUGGGGCCCGAAAUAUGGUUGUCUGUAGUACCAGAUUCCAGCAUAAAAAAAUUCAUCAAGCAACGUGGCUGUCCCCUGAUCGAAACACGUGCAAUCAAAUCGAUCACGUUGUGAUAGACGGAAGACAUGUCUCCAGUGUUUUAGACGUGCGUACGCUCCGAGGACCAAACAUUGACAUGGACCAUUAUCUAGUAGCAGCAAAGAUACGCACUCGCCUCUAUGCAGCAAAGAACGCCCGUCAACAAACACAAGGAAGGUUCGACGUCGAAAAGCUGCAAUCAGAACCGACAGCCGAACAAUUUUCUACUCGACUUGCACUCCUGCUCUCUGAGAGCACUCAUCAGCAUCUCGAUAUAAGGGAGCUGUGGAACGGCAUCUCAAACUCAUUGCAUACCGCUGCAGCCGAAACAAUUGGUCUCCGUCAACGCCAAAAAACCAGUUGGUACGAUGAGAAUUGUCGUUCCGCAGUGGAGAGAAAACAGACUGCCUACCUCGCAACGUUGCGAUCGACCACAACACGUUCGGGGUGGGAUAGAUAUCGAGAACUGAAGAGGGAAGCGAGACGCAUUUGCAGACGUAAAAAGAAAGAGGCCGAAAUGCGUGAGUAUGAAAAACUGGCCGACAUGGGUAAUGCUCGAAAAUUUUAUGAAAAGAUGAGGCGAUUAACAGAAGGUUUCAAGACCGGAGCAUUAUCAUGUAGGGACCGAGAAGGUAAUCUGGUAACGGAUGUCCAGAGCACACUGGAAUUAUGGAGGGAACACUUCUUCGACCUGCUCAAUGGCAGUGAAAGUACAACACCAGGAGAUGGCGAACCCGAUUCCCCAAUCGAUGACGAUGGAAUAGAUGUUCCAUUACCCGACCAUGAAGAAAUUCGAAUAGCAAUUACCCGCUUGAAGAACAACAAAGCGGCGGGGGCCGAUGGAUUACCGGCCGAGCUAUUCAAAUACGGCGGCGAAGAACUGAUAAGGUGCAUGCAUCAGCUUCUUUGUAGAAUAUGGUCGGAAGAAAGCAUGCCUGACGAUUGGAAUCUGAGUGUGCUCUGCCCAAUCCAUAAGAAGGGAGACCCCACAAUCUGCGCCAACUACCGUGGUAUAAGUCUUCUCAAUAUCGCAUAUAAGGUUUUGUCGAGCGUAUUGUGUGAAAGACUAAAGCCCACCGUCAACGAACUGAUUGGACCUUAUCAGUGUGGCUUUAGACCUGGAAAAUCCACAAUGGACCAGAUAUUCACCAUGCGCCAAAUCUUGGAAAAGACCCGAGAGAGAAGAAUCGAUACUCACCAUCUUUUUACCGAUUUUAAAGCUGCCUUCGAUAGCACGAAAAGGAGCUGCCUUUAUGCCGCGAUGUCUGAAUUUGGUAUCCCUGCAAAACUAAUAUGGCUAUGUAAGCUGACGUUGAGCAACACCAAAAGCUCCGUCAGGAUCGGGAAGGACCUCUCCGAGCCGUUCGAUACCAAACGAGGCUUCAGACAGGGUGACUCACUAUCGUGCGACUUCUUCAAUCUAUUGCUGGAAAAAAUAAUACGAGCUGCAGAACUAAAUAGAGAGGGUACAAUCUUCUACAAGAGUGUACAGCUCCUGGCGUAUGCCGAUGAUAUUGAUAUCAUCGGAAGCAACAACCGCGCCGUUUGUUCUGCGUUUUUCAGACUAGAUAAAGAAGCGAAGCGUAUGGGUCUGGUGGUGAAUGAGGACAAGACGAAAUAUCUCCUGUCAUCAAACAAACAGUCAGCGCACUCGCGUCUUGGCUCCCACGUCACUGUUGACAGUCAUAACAUUGAAGUUGUAGAUAAUUUCGUUUAUCUGGGAACCAGCAUUAACAACAACAACAAUGUCAGCCUUGAAAUCCAACGCAGAAUCACUCUUGCCAACAGGUGCUACUUUGGACUGAGUAGGCAAUUGAAAAGUAAAGUCCUCUCUCGACGAACCAGAAUCAAACUCUACAAGUCGCUCAUUAUUCCCGUCCUGAUGUAUGGCGCUGAAGCGUGGACGAUGACAACAUCCGAUGAGACGACUCUUGGGGUUUUCGAGAGAAAGGUUUUGCGCAAGAUUUAUGGUCCUCUUAACAUUGGCAACGGCGAAUACCGCAGACGAUGGAACGAUGAGCUGUACGAUUUAUACGACGACAUUGACAUAGUUCAGCGAAUAAAAAGACAGCGGCUACGCUGGCUAAGUCAUGUUGUACGGAUGGAAGAAAACACUCCAGUUCUGAAAGUAUUCGAUGCAGUACCCGCUGGAGGAAGCCGCGGAAGAGGACGACCUCCACUCCGGUGGAAAGACCAAGUGCAAAGUGACCUGGCUUCUAGACUUCUAGAGUUUGAUUUUUGUUCGUCGAGAGAGGACUUUACUUUUCAAUUGCGUACUCAGUCCAUAGUAGCACCUGUUGAUGCUGGUGCCCAGGUACGAAAUUAUCUACAACUUCAAAGUUAUGACUGAAAACAAUGACAUGGGAGUCAAGACGCGAAUGCGCUGAAUGUUUGUUUGAUGACAGCAGAUAUUUCGUCUUGUCCUCGUUCACCAUCAGACCCAUACGCUUCGCUUCCUUUUCCAGUCUGGAAAAAACAGAACUAACGGCACGGGUGUUGUUUCCAAUGAUAUCGCAUUCCAGCAGCUGCAUAGAAAAUUGUACUUUCUCUAUUUAGCUUUGCAGCUCGUAUUAUUUUCUCCAGCAUCAGGUUAAAGAAGUCCCACGAUAGUGAGUCACCUUGUCUGAAUCUCGUUUGGUAUCGAACGGCUCGGAGAGGUCCUUCCUCUUUUGACGAGUAUUUUCCAAGAUUUGGCGCAUGGUGAAUAUCUGGUCAGAUGUAGAUUUUCCAGGUUUAAACCCACACUGAUAAGAUCCAAUCAGUUUGCUAAAGGUGGACUUUAGUCUUUCACUCAGUACGCUCGAUAGAACCUUAUAAGCAUGUUGAGAAGGCUUAUCCCACGGUAAUUGGCACAGAUUGUUGGGUCUCCCUUUUUGUGGAUUGGGCAGAGUACACUGAUAUUCGACCAUAUCCCGCAAAGAACAUCUGUUCCAUCGUCACGAUUUAAAUAUAUUAAAAUGAGGUAGAAUGAGUAGGUCGUGAUAAUCCUUGAAAAGUGUGCCAAGACGUGUUUUGGUCACAUCCUCCUUACAGGCGUAAUUCAGAGGGCUCUCUCUAUCUAAACAUCAAAUGCAAACUGUGGCACAGGCCUGUCUGAAGAGAUAUGAGAAACGCAACGAAGUCAAACCCCCCACUUCGUAUGUAUAUAUUUAUUUUCCCAUAGUUACUAAAUGGAACAUUUAUUAAAAUAGAAGUUCCUCUUUUUUUGCUUCCAAAUGAAUCAUAUACUUUUAUGGACUUAAGAAAAUUCCUACUGCUCGAAAGAUACUUCUAUUAAAAAUGCCGAAUAAUUUAUAAAAAUACGAACUCAGCUAUGUUAAUAAGAGAAGAUUGCCGGAGCUAUCGAACAGAGCACGUCCAAUAUCAUUUCCAAUGAAAAUAACGAUUCGGUGUACCUGGUCAAUUGUUGAAUAAUGAUCACGAAAGCCGAACUGAUGUACUGGUAUAAGGUGUUUCCGAACUUUAUUGAUUUGAGCCUCUUUAUGAGAACAUUCUCGAAGACUUUCGAUAGAGCUGGCAGCAGCGAUAUUGUUCUAUAAGGUGUGAAAUCAUGUAGUGGUUUACCCGGCUUAGGUAUCAUAAUAACUUCAGAUACUUUCCAAAGCGAUGGAACGUAUCUUAAGUAUAAUGCGCUGUUUACUAUGUUUAUAAUUUUUUUAUACAAUUCUUUGGUAGAUUGCGUAAUAUUUCUCCGGUUAUUAAACCAAACCCAGGAUCUUUUUUGAGCCUUGUAGGAACGCAAUAAGCCUUUUAAUUUUUUACUAGUAACUGGAGAAAUGCUGACGAGUGGAACCAUCCAACUAUUUUCACAGUUUAGCUCAUGUCUAUCGUUAGAUGUAAAUGUGUUUCUCAAAUGAUUUGCAAAUACUUCAAUUUUAUUGGUGCGACAUGUUUUAUUUAUUUAUUGAUAUUCCUGGGAGCUUUCCAGAGCGAAUAAUCGUUAGUUUUAUCAACAAUGAGUCUGGACAGUUGCGUUUUGUAGGAAUAGUUUUUUUCUAAUAUGUAUUUUGGGAAUUUGUUUCCACUUAGAGUCACGCGAAUAUUCGGUGUACUGUUCCAUGCAGCAUUUUAAAUUACUUUUGUGAAAAAUUCAACCUCACAACUUCACGCUUUAGUUUAAAAUCGGCUUUAUUCAAUAUAGUAUUAAAUUUAUACCAAUCAGUAUGUUUAUUAGAUAAAGAACACAUGCAGGACCGAAUUACUGGUUUUUCAUAUAAAGUUAGUAGCACUGGUGAAUGAUCAGAGC